Messenger RNA from Aspergillus heteromorphus CBS 117.55, 877 nucleotides. RefSeq names its product 2-hydroxy-palmitic acid dioxygenase MPO1. The record is from RefSeq and is a predicted model, not a curated record. The coding region runs from base 19 to 513 and encodes 164 amino acids. The transcript is spliced from 2 exons. Lineage: Eukaryota; Fungi; Ascomycota; Eurotiomycetes; Eurotiales; Aspergillaceae. Gene Ontology annotation, cellular component: endoplasmic reticulum. Gene Ontology annotation, biological process: sphingoid catabolic process.
GUCAACAUCGCGAUUCACAUGACAUGUGUACCGAUCCUUUUGUUUACUGGGAUCGCGCUGGCAUCAAAUACCCCAGCCUUUGUAACCCUCCCUGAUGCCCUUCAAAUCCACAACCUGCCACUGAACCUCGGGACGAUCGCGGCCGUGGUAUACUCCUCAUUCUACAUCCUGCUGGAGCCGGUCGCCGGGGCCUUGGUCGCUCCCCUGAUUAUCGCGGGUGCAGCCUGCGGGAACCACCUCCUUGCUACGUACGGUGCGAGUGUCAACUACUGGUUUGCCGGCGUCCAUGUUGUGUCUUGGUUGGCGCAGUUCGUCGGCCACGGCGCGUUCGAGCGCAGGGCCCCUGCGUUGCUAGAUAACUUGGUUCAGGCCUUCCUGCUGGCACCGCUCUUCGUCUGGAUGGAGGCCCUGUUCUUCUUUGGGUAUCGCCCGGAGCUGAAGGCCCGGUACGAUGAGAACGUGCGGAAGGAGGUUGCCGCGUUUAAAUCCAAGAAGGGCAAGGCUGCCAAAUAGGUAACCGUUGGGAGUGUGUUGUGAUCUGGAAGGUAAUGGAGGUGUGUAGCUGGUGGUUUGCCGUGGGUAACCAUUGGCUUGGCCUGGGCACGUCCAGGUGUCCACAAUACCUAAUUUUUCUUUUUUUCACUGCUGAGGGUUUUAGCCAUUGGGUGAGGAGUUUGUCCAUGCUAUGUUGAAUUAUGACUACGUUGAUAAUGGGAGUUGGAAAUUGAUAGGUAGCAAGGUUGUUCCGUUAUUGGCGAAUGCAUUGAUGUCCUGUCCUGCAGCUGCAAACUGCUACUUUACUACCUACAUAGUACUAACUACGGGAGCUAGGGCGGUUGACCUAUGAUGUAAGCAACGGGAAGUUGGGGAAGCGAGG